GCGCGGCGUGCUGUGGGCCGCGUCCCGUGGGCGCGCCGUCCUCGUGGCCAUGGGUGCUCGCGGGCCCCACGCGCUGGUGGACACCACGCCCGCCAAGACCAUCGUGGUGUACCGCAACGGGGACCGGUUCUUCGAGGGCCACAAGGUCGUGCUGGCGCCGCGCCGCGUGGCCACCUUCGAGGCGCUGCUGGAGCAGCUCACGGAGCGGGUGGCCGCGCCGGGGGCCGUGCGGCGCCUGUACACGCCCACGCGCGGGAGCCGGGUGCGGGAGCUGGACGCGCUGCAGCCCGGCGGCAAGUACGUGGCUGCGGGACGCGAGCCCUUCAAGCAGCUCGAUUAUAUUCAUAUAGUUCCCAGAAAACAUGCAAAUAUAAGAAAAUUGAAGGAGAUCAAACCAGUGGUGCCCUGUGAUAUCAAUGUGCCUUCCAGGUGGCAAACGUGUCAUCAUCUGUCCCGAUACAUAAAUGUUUUCACAAAUGGACGGUUAUUGGUCCCGCCUGUACGGAUUAUCGUACCCAAGUUCAGUCUGACGGAGUGGAGUAAUGUGCUGGCCACCAUUGGAGAGAAGGUCUUCCCUCUGGGGGGUGUGCGAAAACUAUUUACAAUGAACGGGCAUCUUUUGGAAAACUCAAAGGAUUUGCAAGACAACUAUUUUUAUGUGGCUGCAGGACUGGAGGCCUUCAAAUAUUUCCCCUACUGGCAGUGCCCAACGGUCCCCCACGAGGUCCAAGAAAAGUAUAUGGACAUUGAGAAGCACUCACAGAGAAAGAAAAAAGAGGACCCCAAAGGAAAAGAACCCCACCAACAGGCCAGCUCUGCACCUGAUGCCCAGGAUUCUGUCUUUUACGCCAAAGAAGAAAAGAAGAAAACAGUGGGAAAACCUUUAGUCUGCAGCGAUGCAGAAAGUGACGUGUAUAAAGCCCAGACUCCUAACACGGAAACCCAAGGGGUGCCGGAAGUUGAGGAGGCCCAGGACGUGCAGGUGGAGGUGCCUGUGGACCAGGGUUUCCGUACUAGCGAGUGUGGGGAGGAGCAGUCUGGCAGCUCCCAGGACUCACAGCGCGAUGUGCUGGCGGCAGCUCUGCUUCACUCUCCACAUCCACACACCUGGGAGGUGCGCUCCCGCCAGGUGCAGGAGCCCCCUGCCCCGGGGAGCCCCCCAGCACUCCUGGCUGCCCUCCACUCGCUGCUGCAGCGUCUCCCCUUCUCUGCUGGUUCUCAGACUCCUUCUGAACACAGGCUUGCUCAGCCUACUCGGGCUGUCAUGAACAAGGUUGGGGACCUUGCCAUGAACUUUCUCACUUCUGCAGUGACCUUCACGUUGCAGGCAGAAGGCUGUGGAGUCCUUGGAAGACACUUUGUGUCUCUGUUCGUCAUCUUCAUCGUUGUACUCCUCAGCCUCGUGGACCAUCUGCCCCGUGUCUUCACUGCUCAAGGCAUCUUUGUCACUGGUGACCUGAACCUGCUCCUUUCUUCUUCCGCUCUUGAUGCUGCAGCUGCUGAGUGUGCCACUGGCACUGAAACCAGGGCGUGUGUAGAUGGCUGA
This is a messenger RNA of Hipposideros armiger (great roundleaf bat), 1546 nucleotides long. RefSeq names its product doublecortin domain containing 2C (gene DCDC2C). The transcript is spliced from 10 exons. Bases 50 to 1546 code for a protein of 498 amino acids. Gene Ontology annotation, cellular component: microtubule; microtubule organizing center. Lineage: Eukaryota; Metazoa; Chordata; Mammalia; Chiroptera; Hipposideridae. The record is from RefSeq and is a predicted model, not a curated record. Gene Ontology annotation, biological process: intracellular signal transduction.